Sitophilus oryzae (rice weevil) is the source of this 810-nucleotide messenger RNA. RefSeq names its product protein lethal(2)essential for life-like. The record is from RefSeq and is a predicted model, not a curated record. The transcript has a single exon. Gene Ontology annotation, molecular function: protein folding chaperone. The coding region runs from base 132 to 680 and encodes 182 amino acids. NCBI's taxonomy places the organism in Eukaryota, Metazoa, Arthropoda, Insecta, Coleoptera, Curculionidae. Gene Ontology annotation, biological process: response to heat; protein refolding.
UAAAACGCGAACCUACUCGAACAUUCCGCCAUACUAUAAAAGCGGACAGGUUCCAGCGCAUUCGCCAAAAAGUUAAAUAGAGGUUUAAUUGAGUUUUCUCAUAUUUUCUCAAGCGAAAAUAGUCAGUAAUUAUGUCUUUGAUUCCAUUGUUAUUCGAAGAUCCUGAUACCUUGUGGACCCGACCAUCCAGAAUUUUAGACCAGCAAUUUGGGUUGAGUUUGUUGCCUGAAGACCUGUUUAGACCAGUGGACUGGAACAACCGUAUUCUGACCAGAACUCCAGCAGGUUAUUUGAGGAACUGGAGGUCAGGAGCAUCGGAACAGGACAGUGGAUCCGUUGUUAAAGUUGACAAAGACCAAUUCCAAGCCAACUUGGAUGUCCAGCAAUUCAAACCUGAGGAAAUUUCUGUCAAAAUUACUGGAGAUAAUGUCCUGACCAUCGAAGGAAAGCACGAAGAAAAAAAAGAUGAACAUGGGUUUAUUUCCAGACACUUUGUGAGAAGAUAUGUUCUGCCGAAGAACUGUGACUUGGGGAAGUUGGAGUCCAAGCUGUCUUCUGAUGGGGUGCUGAGUGUUACUGCUCCAGUGGUUCAGAGCAGGGAGAUUGAGCACAAAACUGUUCCGAUCAAGCAGACUGGGGAACCUGCCAAACAAACUCAGGCAGUGGAGAAGAAGAAGUAGAUGUUUUGCACCAAAGAACACUGGAAUAAUUUAGUGUUGUGUAUGGGGUGUUAAAUAUAAUAUUACUUACAUGCAUACAUUAUAUUGUUUCUGAAUUUUCAAGACUUAUAAAUAAAUAAAGGUAUAAGUA